CUGCUACGCCUGCAGCUUCCUCAUUAAUCACGAUGUCCACCGGCACCACGAAAUCAUCAGCUGUAGCGCGACCGGCGAUCAUCGACUCGACUUUCUGGACGGAUGACAACGCGCCGAUCGGGACGAUAAUCGAGAACAGGGACUACAAGCUUGUUCUGCAAGACAACUGCAACCUCACCUUGUCAACCGCCGACAGUAGCGGCGAGGUACUGUGGUUCACCGACUCUAAAGACCUCAUGUUCGACUGCUUUGUGAAUCUCGAAGCCAACGGAGAGCUUAGGGUCAAGUACCUCGGCGGAGUUCCUUUGUGGGGCAGCGGGGUCACGGGCCCUCCCAACUCGGACUACGUGCUCACGAUCCGACCCGAAGGGAAGCUCGCCGUCUACGGUCCGUCCCUUUGGAGCAGCACAACGAAUGACGGCGUUGCGGCAGCGGUCGCUGAGAGCUACGGGGAGAAGAAGAUUGCCGUGGCGACAGAAGAGUAAUUAAUGACCACCCGAGCGCGUGGCUUUUUGGCUUUGUUGAAUGUUGAUGCGAAAACUAUAGCGGUGUUUGUUAGCUGUGUCCUCUCUUAGUUGACUAUGUGAUGUACUUGUGUCCUAUUUAUUCUCAAUGUUUGCUUAGUUUCAGUCAUAAUUAGCUCAGUGGGUCGUGGUUUUCACUACUAUCUAGUUCAUGGUGAAGCCUCUAUCUGGGU
This is a messenger RNA of Asparagus officinalis (garden asparagus), 697 nucleotides long. RefSeq names its product mannose-specific lectin-like. The transcript has a single exon. The record is from RefSeq and is a predicted model, not a curated record. Lineage: Eukaryota; Viridiplantae; Streptophyta; Magnoliopsida; Asparagales; Asparagaceae. The coding region runs from base 33 to 485 and encodes 150 amino acids.